AAAUGGGAUCCAAUCAAUAAAACAGAUUCGGAGUUCUCAACAGUCGGUCUUUUCAGUAAGAUCAUCAUCGAGAUGCCAUCUGCGAAACCCUUCUCCGCCGCCGCAGGCAUGCUACGAUCACGGUUGACCUCCGCCCUCCGCCAACGAGGCGGUGAUACGACUAGCCGAUGGACUACCCCUGGCCACCAGGAGCGACCUAAUGGCUACUUUCUAAACCGAACCCCUCUCCCACCCGGCCAGUCGAGGAAAUGGGAAGAUUGGGAGCUACCUUGUUACGUCACCAGCUUCCUAACAAUCGUCAUCCUCGGAGUCGGACUCAACGCCAAGCCUGAUCUAACCCUAGAGACCUGGGCUCGCCAGAAAGCUAUAGAACGGCUUGCAUCUCAGAAACAGAUAGUUGCGGUGUCCACAUCUGACGAAUCCGAUUGAUUGUUCAAUCCUCAGUCGUCUGGUAAUAUUUUCUAUAAUUUUGCUUGUUCCGAUGUUGGGGAUUGAGUCCAGUUCUGCUGACUAAAUGUGAAAAUUCUCAAGUUGUGAUGUGAUUAUAUAUGCUUUUGUUCGAUGCCCUAAUGUUCCAAUAAUAAUGUUUAAAGUUCCUGAUAUGAUCUUCGAGAUUUACGUCUUGAUUUACCUUUGAUACGAUAAUGUUUCUUCAAAUUUCCUGCAAGUUAAAUUAACCCGUAAGAACGGUGAUUUUUUUCA
Messenger RNA from Lactuca sativa (garden lettuce), 702 nucleotides. RefSeq lists its product as uncharacterized. NCBI's taxonomy places the organism in Eukaryota, Viridiplantae, Streptophyta, Magnoliopsida, Asterales, Asteraceae. The record is from RefSeq and is a predicted model, not a curated record.